AUGUCCAAGGCCUGUUUCGUCAAGCUCACCUCCUGUGUAGCUCUGUUGUUGCCCACUGCAUUGGCAGUCUUCCCUCCGGCACUCAUUCCUCCUACAGUCGAAGCCAUCUACGAUGAGUUGGUGAAAGAUUUCAAGCACGACGUGACGGACGACGCCAAGAAAGCAGGAGAAACCCCCUCAGGCGGACUGGGGAUCCUCGUAAUUGACCAGCAACUGACCCAGGUGGUGCUGACCAUGGACUCACACCCACGAUACCACAUCGCCAACAGCAUCUUCUGGAAGAACGCCACGGGGGAUUCUCCCGAGCCGUUCACGUCCAUAUCGUCGCAAGAUCUCAAGAAUGGAGUGUGGAAACCCCGCGAUGAAAGCUUGAGCGACUACGUCUUAGCGUACACGCAGUCGUUGGAGGCGAAUGGGAAGUUUUCGUUGACAAUUUGGCCCGAACACUGCGUCAUUGGGUCCCCGGGGCACAACAUCGAGCCGAAUGUGCUGUCGGCUGCAUUGGAGUGGACCAAGACGUCGUUGAAACUGGUUCAGUACGUGAUGAAGGGCAGAAACCCGUUCACAGAGCACUACCCAGCUCUCAAGGCGGAGUACGAACUGCCGUACGACCCAUCUACGAGUCUCAACAAGGCCUUGAUCAAGUCGCUGCAGCGUGCUGAUAAACUCGUCAUCGUCGGUGAAUCUCUCUCGCACUCUGUGAAUUACAACGUCCGCGACCUCGUGGCUGCGUGGCCCAGAAGCGACUAA
Molecule: messenger RNA, 750 nt
Organism: Phytophthora sojae
Lineage: Eukaryota; Oomycota; Peronosporomycetes; Peronosporales; Peronosporaceae
Exons: 3
Coding region: 1-750 (249 amino acids)
Source: RefSeq, a predicted model, not a curated record